This is a messenger RNA of Tarenaya hassleriana, 2078 nucleotides long. RefSeq names its product B3 domain-containing transcription factor NGA1-like. Gene Ontology annotation, molecular function: DNA binding; DNA-binding transcription factor activity. The transcript has 2 exons. Bases 740 to 1732 code for a protein of 330 amino acids. The record is from RefSeq and is a predicted model, not a curated record. Lineage: Eukaryota; Viridiplantae; Streptophyta; Magnoliopsida; Brassicales; Cleomaceae.
GAAACGAGGAUGGUGGAAAAAGGACAAGAAGCUCACAUGAACAGAACCAGAUGAUUCAUGGGGCCCAGUGGAUGAGUAUUACUCUCCUCACCCAUAUCUCCAUCAAUCUUAUGAGGGGAGCUUUCGCCUUUUUAUCGCCUUCUUCCUUUUAAUUUCUUCAGAAUAUCUUCAUAACUAUACAUGCAUCUCUCCAUACAACACUGGAGCCUUUAAGCUUCGAGGGAGGAGGAGCAUUUUAUCAGUUAAGUUAGGUAAAACCCACCCUCCAUAUCCAUAUUAGGUCAAUCACAGCGGCAAAGCAGACUAACCCUUUCGCCUCCUCCUCCUCCGGUUUUCUUCUUCAGGAAAUUAGGGUUUCUAUUGCUCAUUUCAAAGGGGGAGAGAGAGAGUAAAGAGUGGAGGCCUCCUGGUGUUUUCUCCGGCAAGGCGACUUCUUUUCUCCGUGCAAUUUCCACGGCGACCAUAAAGAUUGAUGAAGAAAAGCAACACCAAUCACAGAUACAGCAGCAGCAGGCGCAUCGGAUCCGCCAGAUCUUUCAUUUCCGGUUCUUUAGAGAAACAUUUCUGAGUUCAACACCUGGUUUUGUUCAUCUGAUUCUAGCAGAAGACUUCUGAAAGUGGGAAAGAUAUCAGAAUCCGAAAGUGGGUCGCCGUGAGUUUCAUGCAAAAGGGCGAAUUAUAGUGCAUCACCAGUAGCAGCAGAGGCACAAAGGGAUCUGAAAUUAACUUGCCCGAGAACAUGAUGAACCUUUCGGCGGCGAAAAUACACGAAGAAGAAGAAGCAAAGGGCGUGCAACCAGGAGGAUCAUCAAGUAACAUUGAGAAGGAACACAUGUUCGAUAAGGUCGUGACGCCAAGCGAUGUCGGGAAAUUGAACCGCCUCGUAAUCCCGAAGCAGUACGCGGAGAGAUACUUCCCCUUGGACUCGUCCUCCAACGAAAAAGGAUUGCUUCUCAACUUCGAGGAUCGGACAGGAAAAUCAUGGCGGUUCAGGUACUCCUACUGGAACAGCAGCCAGAGCUACGUCAUGACAAAGGGAUGGAGCCGCUUCGUCAAGGACAAAAAGCUCGACGCCGGAGACAUCGUCUCAUUCCAACGAGGUGUCGGAGAAAUCGGCAGGAACAGUUUGUUCAUCGAUUGGGGGAGACGACCAAAGGUCCCCGACCCUACAUCCAUCGCACACUUCGCUGGAACCAUGUUCCCUAGGUUUUACGCUUUUCCUCAGCCCGUCGUCACCAUUCCCAGAAACUACGGGAAUUUCCAGAGCUUCAACCGCGAAAGUUACAAUCUUUCGUAUCAGCAUCGUCAUCAUUAUCAAUUUCCGCGAGAUUUGGGCUAUGGGUAUGGCAAUUCCAUGGGGGGAUACUACGUCAGGUCACUGGAGAGGAAUCCGGUGGCUGUGGCGGAGGAGGCAAUCGUAAUCGAAUCGGUGCCGGUGGUGCACAGAAGAGCUCAGCCGGUUGUUGCGGCGGCGGGGAAGAGGCUGAGGCUGUUCGGAGUGGACAUGGACUGCGGGAGUACGAACAGUUGUACGGAUCAGGAAGAAUCUUUGUCUUCCGGUGGGAAUAUGCCACGUGGCGCAGUGGGUACUGCCACUUCAUCGUCGCUUCAGCCGAGGCUCGCGAGCAGCGGGAAGUCUUCGAUGGUGGAAGCAGCUGAUGAUCAUCGCUUCUCCAAAAAAGGAAAGUCUUUAUCCAUUUGCAUCGGUGAAAAUCACAAUAUACAUAUAUGAAUCGUAGAUAGAUAUGAUCAAUUAUAUACGUAUAUAGAGAGAGAGAUCGGAGGUGGUAUAUGACACCAGAAUGCAUCAUAAAGAUUCAAUUUUUAUGAUAUUUUCAAGAAAUAACACUCUAAGAAAGGUUGUGGGAAGAGGAAUUUGGAAUGAUUUGAUUCAGUUUACAACUCAGUAGAAGCUGGUCUUUGUUUGAUUCUAUUGUGGUUCCAAAGCUUGAAGUCGAAAGCUUUGGCACAAAUCGUGUACAUAGCAACUAGGAUAUGAAAGCUUCGGAAUGUAAUUGCGUACAAUAUGAAUUCACACGCAUCUUUUCAUUGAUAUAAUUUAAAAAGCUUUAAGUUAA